CAAUCCAAUUGAAUUCAGGGUUUUAGCAAAAUGACCCCUUCUGAACAUCUUCUUCCCGCCACUAAAAACCCUAACCCUAGAAACUGGAAAUUCACAUGGGAAUCCAAUUCACACGUCCCAAUUCUCAAAUUAUACCUCUUCAACCCCAACACAAACCCAAUAUCUCAAUGUAUCGAUCUCAAAGUCUCCAUUUUAUUCCACAAAUCAUUACUCCAACUCACCUGGAUCGACAACAAUCAAUCACAAUCACUUUGGGUUCCGAUUCCUAGGGUUUUGAUUGAUGCAGACUCUCCAAUUAGCUUUCGAGCGUUGGAUGAUCACAUUGAGGUAAAACUUGUUCUGGUUCUUCCUGUUGACCACCCCAUUGUGUCCAAUUUUGACUUUGAAGGUGGUCAAGAUGCUGCAUUGGAUGAUGAUUGUCAACCUCUUCAAUUGGAUUCAGAUCUUAAGAAGUUGGCUUCUUGUGGGGAGGUGCACUUUUUUUGCAGGGGUUGCUCUACCAAGUUAAGCAGCGCUGUUCGAAAUUUCAAAGAAAUGCCAUCUGUUAAUUGGCGUGAGGCAGCUGAUAACUGGUUUGGGACUUGUUGCUGUUCUUUCGGGGGUGCAAGCGAGAAGCUAGUUGCGCAAUACGCCAACUCAUAUACAUGUACACCUGGCGUGUGCCUAGUGGACCCUACUUCUAUUGUUCUAUGUAAGGAUGACUUUGUAGGAUAUGAAUUUCCUAAUCGAAUUGAACACAGAGAACACAAGUCUUCAGAGAUUUCUAAAACCGAGAAUUUAAAAAAAACCGUCUCGAAUAAUAAAAGUACAAACGGGUCGGUUGUUGACCACAAUAGUCAAAAUGAAUGUUGCCAUCUUCAUACAGACGAGGACCAAACACAUAGUACAAGUGAGUUACUAACAAACAAGGCUAGUCUUCUAAAUGGUCUUCUUGGAAAUUGUUUUAUGGUUGCAUCCCCUUAUCUUUCGAAAGACGUUAAAUGGAGUGAAAUCUUAUGUCCACAUUGUUCGUGCUUACUUGGGGCAUAUCCGCAUGACAAUACCGAUGGACUACUCAAUGAUUACGGUGUUCACUUGUUUAAAUGCUUUAUUUCUACUUGCCCAGUUGGAGGCCCCACCGACUUGUUUCGGAAAUACACUUUAGAGAGGAUGUUUACUAGCCAGCUGUUGGAAAGUGCGAAAGAUGAACUCUCGUUCCGAACCGUGGUUAAAAAUCUGCAAACGAGAUCACCGAUGUUGCAAAUUGUUUUACUAAACCCAAAUGCAUGGUGUUCAUUCGGGGAUUGUUUGGAUGCAAUGAUACCGGUUCCCAAUUUUAUUAUGUACCCAAUGGUUAAAGUGCUAUUUUCCAACUGUAGUAACAGCACCGAUUCUGAACUAAGGAAGUUAGAUGAAUGGGUUACUAAGCAUCAAGUUGGCGAUGUUUACAUGUUGACAUCAAAAGAUUUAGCUGAAUCAUUGGAGAUAGCAAACCGCAUGCUACCAUCCUCACAUGCUUUUCUUCAAGGUCUAUCUUUAUCUUUCUUGAGGAGGUAAUGAACAUUGAACAAUAACUGUUGUAUUUUAUGACAACUGUAACUGUAAUUUUGUGGAAGGUAGAUUUAGUGUAUUUUUUUUUUUUUUAAGGUUUGUUCUUUGAAUUUUAUUUGGAAUAACACUUGUUAUUGGAUGAUCAAGAGACUUUCCUUCCAUUA
This is a messenger RNA of Helianthus annuus (common sunflower), 1694 nucleotides long. RefSeq lists its product as uncharacterized. Gene Ontology annotation, cellular component: nucleus; cytosol; ubiquitin ligase complex. The transcript has 5 exons. Gene Ontology annotation, molecular function: cyclin binding; ubiquitin protein ligase activity; ubiquitin conjugating enzyme binding. Bases 31 to 1536 code for a protein of 501 amino acids. The record is from RefSeq and is a predicted model, not a curated record. Lineage: Eukaryota; Viridiplantae; Streptophyta; Magnoliopsida; Asterales; Asteraceae. Gene Ontology annotation, biological process: protein monoubiquitination; proteasome-mediated ubiquitin-dependent protein catabolic process; protein autoubiquitination.